Messenger RNA from Mycena citricolor, 711 nucleotides. The record is from the annotation of a GenBank genome assembly. NCBI's taxonomy places the organism in Eukaryota, Fungi, Basidiomycota, Agaricomycetes, Agaricales, Mycenaceae.
UGAAACUCUAAAUAAGCUGAGCGCUAUUGUGGACACCACAUGGAACGUGAUGAGUGACGAGCUGUCACAUCACAAGGAUCAGGGUGACCCUCAUCUUCAUAAUCCGACCAUUAGCCCCGUCGAGUUCACCAACGAAAAGCGUUCCUUCUAUCUGACUCGUGAGACGUCCAGCAAAUAUGUCUCUUCUACGGCGAUGCCAUCCCAUCUGUCCAAUUCGACUUCUCGAAGCCCAGAGUGUCGCAUCGCAGGACUCGGAGAAGGCCUUAGCAUUCUCGCUGGCCGUCACGGCCAACGCUUAGUCUCCAUGGUCAAAUUCACAGACUGGAAGUGUCUGAUUCGCGGCAGCUUCCACGCUGCUGUCCACCCGUAUAGUGCGCUCAGCCCGUCAAAGACUUGGUCGCUCAAUCAUGCACUGGCCUAUUUCCUCUCCCUUCUUGCUAUCGUUCUAUCAACGAAAAGUCCUUGGGCCAUUGCUUUCAUCAUCACGAUCGAUUCAGACGACUCAAUCGACAUCGAUCAUCCGACCCUCGUCCUCCGAGCCUGCUAUCCAACACGGACGGAUGACUGACGCCCCUCUGUCAAAAAAACUGCGGCUUCGACACAGUGCGGCCUUUGUUCGUGAAGCUGGCCAACUGCCAGAGCCUCCGAAAGAUGAUGCGUCAAGCAUUGAAGUGUCGCUCAAGAGGUGGAUGAGAAUUCAACGACAUUCCA